This is a messenger RNA of Oreochromis niloticus (Nile tilapia), 5810 nucleotides long. RefSeq names its product patatin-like phospholipase domain containing 6 (gene pnpla6). The transcript is spliced from 36 exons. Lineage: Eukaryota; Metazoa; Chordata; Actinopteri; Cichliformes; Cichlidae. The coding region runs from base 165 to 4211 and encodes 1348 amino acids. The record is from RefSeq and is a predicted model, not a curated record. Gene Ontology annotation, cellular component: endoplasmic reticulum. Gene Ontology annotation, biological process: phosphatidylcholine metabolic process. Gene Ontology annotation, molecular function: phosphatidylcholine lysophospholipase A1 activity.
CAUCUCCAAUCUUGAUUGGUCGGAGGUCUAGUGGACGUAAAAGAGGAGGGGCUACGUUGAGGAUGAUUUCCGUUGUGUUUCACUUGACUGUACGUGACGAUUGACCGGAGUGUAUCAGCUUAGUGGCUGUUGAUGGACCAUCCCUAUGAAGAAACAGGGUUACAAUGGGACAGAGUACCUCCGAACAAGAGGGUCAAGGUCACAGCCAAGAGGACGGGUUUGAUAACAUCAAGACUUUUGUGGAGGAGGAACUACAAACGAGCAUGAUGGUGGGGAUGGUAAUUGGUGCAGGUAUCGCCAUAGUCCUCAUCGCCAUCCUGAUCUUUUUCAUCUUGCGGAGGAUCAAGCUUCGAAACUUAGAAGCUCAGGAGGCUCCCAAAUACCGCUUCCGCAAGAGAGACAAAGUGAUGUUCUAUGGGCGAAAGAUCAUGCGUAAAGUCUCCCAGUCUACCUCGUCCCUUGUGGGUACAUCCUCUUCUUCACGGCCACGCCUAAAGAAGAAGCAGAAGAUGCUCAACAUUGCCAAAAAGAUCCUGCGCUUUAAGAAGGAGGUUCCCACCCUUCAGGCUAAGGAGCCCCCUCCCUCAGUGCUGGAGGCAGACCUCACUGAAUUUGAUGUGGCCAAUUCCCACCUCCCCUCUGAGGUGCUCUACAUGCUUAAAAAUGUCCGGGUGCUGGGUCACUUUGAGAAGCCACUCUUCUUGGAGUUGUGCAAACACAUGGUGUUUUUGCAGUUCCAACAAGGGGAGUAUGUCUUCAGGCCAGGCCAGCCCGACAGCAGCAUCUAUGUUGUUCAGGAUGGAAAACUAGAAUUGUGCCUUACUGGAACGGAUGGCAAAGAAAAUGUGGUGAAAGAGGUUUACCCAGGAGACAGUGUGCAUAGCCUCCUGAGCAUUCUGGAUGUCAUCACAGGCCACCAGAAGCCUUAUAGAACAGUGUCAGCACGGGCUGCAGAGGUUUCCACUGUUCUCCGUUUGCCUGUAGAAGCCUUCCUGUCUAUAUUUGAGAAAUAUCCCGAGAGUCUAGUGCGAGUAGUACAGAUUAUCAUGGUUCGUCUCCAAAGAGUAACAGUGCUAGCCCUGCACAACUAUCUGGGGCUGACCAAUGAGCUCUUCAGUCAUGAAAUGCAUCCCUCACGUCUGCCACCGCAGUCACCCCACCCUACUCGCACCAGUCCUGUACGCCAUGGCAAACGCUUUGGCAGCCUGACGGUACCUGAGGAGCACCGAGAAGCAGCUGUUAAAGGUGAAACUCCAGGAGAACAAGGGAAGGAUGGAACAGUGCCAACUCUUAGCAGGACAAUCUCAAUGCCUGUGGACAUUGCUGGUGUACAGAAAAGUCUAAGAUCAGACUUUGACAUGGCGUAUGAAAGAGGACGGAUUUCUGUCUCGGCAGAGGAAAGCAACACUCCACCCACUUAUACUCGGUCCAUAUCACAGGAACAGCGUGAGAGGAGGGUGACAGUAGAUGAAGUUCCUUCAGGAAUCUAUCUGUAUCCAGAGGAAGAGCCAGUUGUGGACAAUCUUUUUACACCUGUGUCAAAUCGAUCCAGUGCCGCUCUCUUUGAGGAAGGUCAGAAGGAGGUCCUAAAGCUUAUGAGGAUUGAGGACCCAUCUCUGUUAAACGGCAGAGUGACUCUGCACCAUGCAAAAGCAGGAGGGGUGUUAGCAAGACAGGGAGACCAGGACGUGAGUUUGCACUUUGUCCUGUCUGGUUGUCUGCACGUCUACCAGCGGAUGAUCGGCAAGCAGGAGGAUGUCUGUCUGUUUGUCACCCAUCCAGGAGAGAUGGUGGGCCAGCUUGCUGUACUCACUGGAGAACCCCUUAUAUUUACCAUCAAGGCCGUGCGAGACUGUACUUAUUUGAAGAUCUCAAAGUCUGAGUUCUAUGAGAUCAUGAGGGAGCAGCCCAGCGUGGUGCUGAGUGCAGCCCACACGGUUGCAAUCCGGAUGUCUCCUUUUGUCAGGCAGAUGGACUUUGCCAUUGAUUGGAUGGCUGUAGAAGCUGGCAGAGCCCUCUACAGACAGGAUGACAAGUCAGACUGCACCUACAUUGUUCUGAAUGGACGUCUGCGUUCAGUCAUCCGCAAGGCGAAUGGCAAGAAAGAACUGGUGGGGGAAUAUGGUAGAGGAGAACUCAUUGGAGUGGUGGAGGCGCUGACCAAACAGCCAAGAGCCACAACGGUCCAUGCUGUGAGAGACACUGAGCUGGUUAAACUGCCCGAGGGAACCCUUAACAACAUCAAGCGACGCUAUCCACAGGUGGUGACAAGGUUGAUCCACUUGUUGGGUCAGAAGAUUCUGGGAAAUCUGCAGCAGGGUCGUGGGCCAUUCUCUGGUUCAGCCCUCAGUCUUCCCAGUAUGACAACAAGUGCUGAUGUCACCAACCCAGCAAGCAACCUCUCCACUGUCGCAGUGCUGCCCGUUUGUGAUGAAGUGCCAAUCAAUGCAUUCAACCUAGAGCUCAGCCAUGCGCUUAGUGCCAUUGGGCCUACAUUACUUUUAACCAGUGACAUAAUUAGAGAACGUCUGGGUGCUUCGGCUUUGGACAGUAUCCAUGAGUAUCGUCUAUCCGGCUGGCUGGCCCAGCAGGAGGACAUCAAUCGGAUUGUCCUCUACCAGACGGACAACAGCAUGACACCAUGGACACAGCGCUGCAUCCGACAGGCUGACUGCAUCCUCAUUGUUGGUCUUGGGGACCAGGAACCUACUCUAGGAGAAUUGGAGCAGAUGCUGGAAAACACAGCAGUGCGAGCUUUGAAACAGUUGAUCCUUUUGCACAGAGAAGAUGGACCUGGACCUUCCAGGACAGUCGAGUGGCUCAACAUGCGCAGCUGGUGCUCAGGGCAUCUUCACCUCAAGUGUCCCCGGAGGGUCUUCUCCAGACGAAGUCCCAGCAAACUGAGGGAGGUGUAUGAGAAGGUAUUUGAGAAAACGGCAGACAGACAUAGUGACUUCUCUCGGCUGGCCCGAGUCCUCACUGGAAACAGCAUUGCUCUCGUGCUUGGAGGUGGUGGUGCUAGAGGCUGCUCUCAUGUGGGUGUAAUUAAAGCUAUGGAGGAAGCAGGGAUUCCUAUUGACAUAGUGGGUGGGACCUCAAUUGGCUCUUUCAUCGGUGCCCUUUAUGCAGAAGAAAGGAGUGCUGUUAGAACAAAACAGAGAGCAAGAGAGUGGUCUAAGGCAAUGAAUUCGGUGUUUAAAACAGUUCUGGAUCUUACCUAUCCCAUCACCUCCAUGUUCUCUGGCUCUGCCUUUAACACCAGCAUCUAUAAAGUGUUUCAGGACAAGCAAAUAGAGGACCUGUGGCUGCCGUACUUCAACGUCACCACUGACAUCACGGCCUCAGCUAUGCGUGUUCAUCAGGAUGGUUGUGUCUGGCGCUAUGUUAGAGCCAGCGCCUCCUACACCCCCUAUUUACCUCCCCUGUGCGACCCCAAGGAUGGCCACUUGCUUGUGGAUGGUUGCUAUGUUAACAAUGUCCCAGCGGACAUUGCGAGGAACACGGGUGCCAGAACAGUCAUUGCCAUCGACGUGGGUAGUCAAGAUGAGACUGACUUGUGUAACUAUGGCGAUUGCCUGUCGGGCUGGUGGUUGCUGUGGAAACGGAUCAAUCCCUGGGCAGAGAAAGUAAAGGUGCCGGACAUGGCAGAGAUCCAGUCACGGUUGGCCUAUGUGUCAUGCGUGCGACAGUUAGAAGUGGUUAAGAAGAGUGCCUACUGUGAGUACAUCAGACCACCCAUCGACCGCUUCAAGACCAUGGACUUUGGCAAGUUUGAUGAGAUCUAUGAUGUGGGCUAUCAGCACGGCAAGUUAGUGUUCACUGGCUGGGCUCGGGGUGACAUCAUUGAGAACAUGCUGAAGGACCAUCGUUCAGCCGACUACAAUGACAGCAAGAGAACAGAUUCCUACACGUGUCCAGGAGCUGACUUCACUGAUCUUGCAGAGAUUGUAUCGAGGAUAGAGCCAGUCCAAAGCUACCUUGCUGCAGAAGCGGAGGAGUCGGACUGUCUGACAGAAUAUGAGGAAGAUGGAAUGGACACGGUAAGAGAGGAAGAAGGGGAGGAAGAGGAGGAUGAAGCAGAGUACCCUGAAGACCACUCUCCUGGGGAGUGGGGACAGAAUGGAGUUUUUCAGACGGAUGAGGAGAAAUCUGUGAGGCAACGUCGGAAACUUGCCAGUGACUCCAACACCUCUGAAGUCUCUGACUGCUGACAGUCGGCCACAAAGGAGUAGGAGGAUAAGACCAAGGGUCCACAAAUUUUCAGUGUUAGAGAUGUGGGCGUCACACUCAGCCCUUGCAUCUACUAAAAACUCACAAAGUUUUCUUUCUGGAGCAUAGCCACUUAUUGUCUAAACUGCUGAAUCGUCUUUGCAUCAAGUGACUUUCUCCUGAUUUAUGCGGUUUAAGAACAGGCUUUGAAAAUUUACCCCACCCAGAAUCUCUCUUCAGACACGUCAACUUUACCGUAAUUCCAACCAUAACAAAAACUGAGACUCUAAACUUCCAUUUCAGCAACUGAAAUCACCUGCAUGUUCCUUCUGUUUCUCUAAAUCUUUAUGUACAUCUUUAAUGUCAGCACACCUUCUCUGCACUGUGUCAUUGAUGAUUUGAAAUAUUACAUAGUCCUCAGUUCUCAUGUGUGCUUGUUCAGAUGAGUGUGUGUGGGUUACCUGUGUGUUGGAGUGACUGGUACUGAUGUGUAAAGCUGUGAAUUGUGGAAAUGGUAACUGGGCACUAAAAAGAAAAGUAAGGAGCAUAGACAGAGCUGUAAUUACUAAUAAUGUAAUUAUGUUAAGAUUAUCCUAGAUGCCAUGUAGAAAGUCAGUUAGGGAAUGCUACAGGAAGAAUGGCAAAUUGUUAUCACCAAAGUAGAGUGGUUGAAUGAGCAGAAAUAUUUGUGAAUUAAUGCAUUGGACGAGUUUCAAAAAUAAAUUAUUGAGUUAAAGGUGGGUGGAUGAUGGAACAUGGAGUGUGUGGUGAAAGUUAGGGAUGAAUGUGAGUGGACAACAUUUUGUCUGCGUGCUAAAAAUUGGCCGUGUGAGAUGAUGCCAGAUAAAGACGAUGCCUUUUCUACCAGAGUUCAACACACUUAAAAUGAGGAUGACUGUGGAGCUCUGCUCACGCAAGGUCACACGCACAGUACUCAGGGUUCCUGCGUAUGACUUGACAUUUAUGCCAAUAGUGUCCUCUGGCGAUAACAAGGUAUACAUGUGAGUGCAUUGCAAAUUGUCGAGUAAUGAUAAUCUCCAAAACAAGCCAACGUUGUCUAUAAAACCCUGAAAAAAAAUCAACAGAUUGUAUGUGGAUAAUACGCAGAAAUCCCGAGUAAUCCUAAACCUCUAAUGCACAGAAGUUCACCUAAUAUAAUAUUUAAUUCAUAUGGACCUCUUGUAGAAACUGUAACAAGAUUAUAUUAAAAUACACACAAUGUUAAUAUUAAUAUAUGUAUAUGAGGUGAGAAUUUGUAAGUUGAUGCUUUGCUGUAAACCAAGGGAACUUACACCGAAAAAAAGGGGGUUUGUCCUUGUAACAUCAGUUCAGUUAUUAUGGACAGUUGCCAGACUUGUUUUUGUUUUCUUUUAUUUAUACAUGUUAACUAAUUCAUUUUUAAACUUGGAGACAGGAUCGUAUGUUGUUUUAAUGAACUUGGCUUGAGCUCUUUGCACUGAAAUGUUUGAGUUUAUUCCUUUUCUCCGAAGAUGGUUGUUUUAAUGAUUGCCCUGAAACUUGAGAUGCCAAGGGAAUCUAAGGUAUAAAAAGAGGUUAAUAUUUAAUAUGCAUAUUGAAAAAUAAAUAUAAUAUGCAUCCAA